Molecule: messenger RNA, 1182 nt
Organism: Pyricularia pennisetigena
Lineage: Eukaryota; Fungi; Ascomycota; Sordariomycetes; Magnaporthales; Pyriculariaceae
Exons: 2
Coding region: 1-1182 (393 amino acids)
Source: RefSeq, a predicted model, not a curated record
AUGAACCACAGCAAAGUAUCGUUAUUACACCAGAGAAACUGUGCCGUUUUUAUGGCCAGCAUCGCCUUCCACGAGAAAUCUUUCCCUUUCCAAUCUCGGUUGCCAGUAUCACCUCACUCAAAAGGAUGCCAGGUCACGACCAUCUGUCCCUGCACUUAUGUCAAGGGCUUUGCUCGAUGGCUACUUGCCAACCUGCAAGCAUACCCUAACGAGGAGUUUCAAAGACUUUCUGAUGUGGUCUUGGCCAUUCCAGUCAACAUCACCAACAUGCACGACGGAAAGCUGGAGAGGAUGCCAUGUAAGAUAUCUAGGCAUGCGCUGCCAAGAUAUCCGGAUAACAACGCACGGAAGCUUCUUGACGAGGCAUUAGACGACUUUACCGAGGAGACCAUAUCAGCUUCGCCAUUAACGCCAGCACACUUAGGACUGUCACCCACCACGCCAUCGUUCCCGGGCAGAAGUGUACGUAGCCCUGAGCCUUCGCCACACGAUAGCGUGCUGAGAUACACGUCCAAGUCUAUGCAUAUAGGCCAGGAAAUAUUAGAAUCGCCAGCUUCCAGUCCGACAGAGUAUCCUGCAUCUUCGUACUUGACACGCCAGUCUCAAGCAGAUGAGCCAAGGGGUACAUGUCACCACUCAUUACCUGCAGGGACUGCUUCUGAAGCGCAGCUCCCUCCACUGCCAGUGGGAAACACGAUACAGCGAAGCCCGGAUUCCCGGCGACAUAGCCAUUCAGCUAUUACCGUAACUCGAGGGAAGCCUCUUCUGAAUGGAUCAGACCAGGCACCGCAACUAAGAGAUACGCGCAGCUUUCUGUCCACACCCGGCACUUAUGGUCUAUUUUCGGUGGAAUGUGUGCUGCCUACCUUGUCAGCAGCGCAGGUUGUGACUAUUCGGGACAUAUUUCCUCGGCGUGAACGAGAAAAACAGUACUGCGACGCUUCGAAGCAGAUGUCAAAUCCACUCACACCUUUAGAAAGUGAUUAUGGCGACUCAACGCCUAGAGGGUCUGGCUCAUACCGCAGAGCAGAAACGACCCAGAAGCGAUAUUGGGAUUCGAGUCAAGAAGAACCCCCAGCAAAUGCAUCGUCUCUUCUGAGGCGUCCCAAGGCAGCGCUAGAUGUGGAACACACAAGGGGUGGACCGACGUGGGAUGAGUAUCUCCGGAAAAGGGAGGCCUGA